Prunus avium (sweet cherry) is the source of this 705-nucleotide messenger RNA. The record is from RefSeq and is a predicted model, not a curated record. Lineage: Eukaryota; Viridiplantae; Streptophyta; Magnoliopsida; Rosales; Rosaceae.
CAAAAUGAUUGAUGCACAUCAGCUGUCGUGCACCUGCGCAGCACCAUUCCCCACAAAACAAAACCCAAACAAAACCCUCACAAAGCCCUCGCCAGUGAAGCCACACACACUCUCGGCAACAGUAACUCAGAAAAUGGCUUGGCGUUCAGCUGGUUCGUUGUCUCGGUCAUUGGUGUCUACCGCUAGGGUUUCGUCGCUCCGUUCGGCGCCACCUCUCCGUCGUCUCCGUCCGCCGACUGUCUCCACUCCUCGUCGCCUCUUAUUCGCUUCUCCCAGGAACUUGGGAGAACUGGGCUGCAUACAAUCGCUUUUGCCAAUGCACAGUGCGACGGCUGCAACUUGCCUCACAUCUCACCUGGCUGUCAAUGCGCGUGGUUGUUGCGAGUUGUCACACGGGACUUGAACAGACUUUUGGAUCAGCAUAGUUGAGUGCAACUAUAUAUUGGGGUUGAUCAUAGAGUUUGGCUGUAUCCUGUAGGAAUGAGUGCUUUUGGAUUAGGAUCCUUUUAUAUUUUGUUCUUAAUAAGAAACUUGAUCGUUCAUCUGAUAUCUGUAAUGACCUUUAGGAUGAAGGUUUAUGGGUGUUUGAACUUCAGUGCUUAUUCUUGAAUCUUGGUCAAUUUCUCUGUCUUGUGAGUUGUGAUUAAUUGUUUCAAGGGUCUCUGUUGAUUAAAGCAUUAUAUUAGGUUUUUCUCUUUUGAAUAA